Molecule: messenger RNA, 9068 nt
Organism: Pan troglodytes (chimpanzee)
Lineage: Eukaryota; Metazoa; Chordata; Mammalia; Primates; Hominidae
Gene: DOK6
Product: docking protein 6
Exons: 8
Coding region: 359-1354 (331 amino acids)
Biological process (GO): cell surface receptor protein tyrosine kinase signaling pathway
Cellular component (GO): cytoplasm
Source: RefSeq, a predicted model, not a curated record
UGUGCGCCGCCGAGCGAGGCGCCAGCCCGUGGGUGCUGCCGGAGGCGGCGGCGCGGUGGGGGCUCCCGCAGCUGGCGGAGGCGCGGGCCGCGGCGCUGGGCUCGCGGCGAGGAGCGAAGGUGAGCGCCGGAACGCGGAGGGCUGGCGCGGCUCGCGGCGCCGGGCCCCGUUCCCCGUCCGCGGCGGCCCUGCAGGCGACCCCGCGUCCCCACCGGCGGGAGCUCGGGGAAGAGCGGGCGGCGGCGCUGCUGCUGGCGGCGGCCGGCUGGAUGCGAGACCCGCGCAGACCCGGCGGCGGACGGCGGCUCUCGACUCCGGAGAGCGGAUCGCGGGGCGCAGGAGCCCGAUCGCGCUGGCCAUGGCCUCCAACUUUAACGACAUAGUCAAGCAGGGUUACGUGAAAAUCCGCAGCAGGAAGCUUGGGAUUUUCAGACGAUGCUGGCUGGUUUUCAAGAAGGCUUCUAGCAAAGGACCCAGAAGGUUAGAAAAAUUUCCAGAUGAAAAGGCAGCUUAUUUCAGAAACUUUCAUAAGGUAACUGAACUGCACAAUAUCAAAAAUAUAACCAGACUGCCCCGAGAGACAAAGAAGCAUGCGGUAGCAAUCAUCUUUCACGAUGAAACGUCGAAGACAUUUGCCUGUGAGUCAGAGCUGGAGGCCGAGGAGUGGUGCAAGCACCUCUGCAUGGAGUGUCUGGGGACGAGGCUCAAUGACAUCAGCCUUGGGGAGCCCGACCUUCUGGCCGCAGGAGUGCAGCGGGAACAGAAUGAGCGAUUCAACGUGUAUCUUAUGCCUACGCCAAACCUGGAUAUUUAUGGUGAAUGCACAAUGCAGAUCACUCAUGAAAAUAUCUAUCUCUGGGAUAUCCACAAUGCCAAGGUCAAACUGGUGAUGUGGCCUCUCAGCUCACUGAGGAGAUACGGUCGGGACUCAACGUGGUUCACGUUUGAGUCAGGAAGAAUGUGUGACACAGGAGAAGGACUAUUCACUUUUCAAACAAGGGAAGGAGAAAUGAUCUAUCAGAAGGUUCAUUCUGCGACACUGGCCAUAGCUGAGCAACAUGAAAGAUUAAUGCUAGAAAUGGAACAGAAGGCCCGGCUUCAGACAAGCUUGACUGAACCAAUGACAUUAUCCAAAUCAAUAUCUCUUCCUCGCAGCGCGUACUGGCAUCACAUCACUCGUCAGAACAGCGUUGGUGAAAUCUACAGUUUGCAAGGUCAUGGGUUUGGUUCGUCAAAGAUGUCUCGUGCACAGACAUUUCCCAGCUACGCCCCAGAACAGAGUGAAGAGGCCCAGCAGCCGUUGUCGCGGUCCAGCAGCUAUGGAUUCAGCUACAGCUCCAGCCUCAUCCAAUGACACACAGAGAGCCGCUGUUGACUAGAGAGACAGUCUGUCCUGGACCCGUCUGUGGGGUCAUUACCCUCUGCCUCCUGGAAGACCAAUUGCAGUACAAAUUGAAAUGGGUCGGCUCUAGCCCCAGUCCCAUUGGAAGGUUAAAAACUGGAGUUCUGCUUCCUUGAUUCAGUGGCUAAGUCCUUUAUUUAUUGAAUUUCUUUGGGGGAAUCUAUGUUUUACAUAAAUAGAAUCCAAAUCGUAUGAACAGUUAUUUAAAUAAACAAAAUUCUUUGGGUCUGACAGUAACAGAAACCUCAGCACUGGGAAAAGUUGCCCACGCUGGGGUAUGCCUGGGUGAUGGGCACCUCUCACUGACCUCACAGCGCAGUCCGCCCAUCUGAGCACAGGGUCUGUCCUUAGACAUAAUGGUGACCCUCCACAAGCUCUGGCUUUUAAAGUUCUGACAGGGAUAAAUACAGUAAGCUCUGCAAAUGACAUCAUAGCUGCAUAUAAAUAAACCCAGUGACAAUUAAAGGAACAUGAAAUUCAGAACACACUAUUAAGCAGGGCCCUGUAGCUCUACUCGUGUGUGUGUGUGUGCGUGUGUGUGUGUGUGUGUGUAGACAAAUGGAUAUUGCUAUAUCCAUCUAUAUAUAACAAGUAUAUAUCAAACGUGCUGAGGGUGACAGGAUAUGCUCACUAAAAUUGUUGAAAACCAUAAUUUGGUGCAUUAAAAUUAAGAUUGUUAUGUUGAAUAGCUAUUUUUAAAAUAGUGCUGUAAAAAAAAAAAAGGCUUCUUAUUAGCAAAAGUAUAUGUAAUCCAGUCUGUUCCUAACAAGUGUAAGCAAAAAUGUGAGAAGGGGAACAUUCAGAAGCAAAAGAACCAGUCUAGCUGUCCUACACAUCAUGUCAUACCCUGUCUUUCUGGUGAGCGUUUCCUUGUUGCUGACAAUGUUGCUCCCUGUGGCCAUCCAUCUGAGCUACGUGAGGAGGAUUCCAUGUGAACGCCGAUCAGCUUCCAUUUAACCUUGAGAGAAAAGAGAGGUUCUAAAUGAAGAACUCUUUAAGAAAGAAAUAAUACACCCAUAAAGAACUCAGCUAUUUUGCAGUAAAGAGAAGAACAAAAUGGACACAGGAUUGUGGAUAUCAAUAUUUAAAAUGUCAUAGAUGCUGUUCUCAGACAACCACUGGGGGCUUGUAAUUUACUGUGUAACCAGAACUUGCAGGGCUUUAUUUUUUCUUUUACUGGACACAGGUUGUCUGAGAUUAUAAGAAAUAAAAUAGAUCAAUAAUUUUCAUCAUCCCUGACACUGAUUACAAACCUACAGUGUUUAAAGGGAGGUAGUGAAUUCCACGGAAACUGAAAGAGUUUGGCUAAUUCAGGUCAACAAAGAUAUAUUUGCCCUUAAUUCUGGAGUUAAGUAAAAAUAAAAAUUAUCCUGCCUGAAUCAUCUGAUGCUUUUUGCCUAAGAUGGUUAUCUCUCAAAUACUCUAGGGUGGGUUUAAAGAACAGUGAGCUCAGGUCAUGCAAGAUGAGAACCCAGGUUUUUUUUUUCUUAAUAGGAAAAUUUUUUAAACUAUCCAAAUUAGUCUGUUGAAAGGGUACCUUUUUUGCUGAUCUCUGAUGAGUUGUCUUUUCAUCCCUAUCUGUAGCUUGAGUGCAGAUUGACAAUUCAUUUCAGUGAAUUACUACCGAAUAAAAGUGGUUCUGGAUCCCUCCUAGAUAAAUGUGCACUUACAGCAACUACCUAGGCUCUCCCAAUCACUCCACUAGGUAUGAAAACCCCAUCAAGAUACUAAUCAUAAGAGUUAAUGUGGCUGCAAAAAAUAAUUAUCCUAAGCUUUCAGGGAUAAAAAGAAAAUUACCCAGGUUCUCUGCACUGUGAAUUUUGCCGACACAGCGGAGGAGCAGAUGACUGGUUCCUACGACUGUACAGCCUUCCUUGAAAUCAUAGCUUUUGGGGUUAAACACUUGUGAAUUUCUUUUGCACAUGGCAUUUGCUUUUGAAAUGCCUUUAGUCAAAUACACCAGAGCAACUCCCAGCUGAGACCAUUUGAGCACAGUUCCUAGUGGGGCCACAUUCAGAGCAAGCCUCUCGCCGGCUCACUCAGUUGAGCUGUUGCUUAGACACCACAAGUUUCUACAAGGGACUUAUGGGGAACGGCCCUCAGGGGUCCUGGUUCACAUCUCAGCUUUAUUCAUGUGCUGGAAGCACAAACAGCGAGUCCAGGGAGGGAUUCUGCUAAUUAGAUGAGUCUGCUCUUGUGUCUCUUUCUUAGGAGACAAAUACCUGUAUGUAAUUGCUUCAAGAACUCCAUUUGGUUCUGAUCAUUACCAAUGAAUAUAACUGAAGGAGCACCAAAGAUCAGGCAUAACCUCGGGCCAGUUCAUUCUGAAAAUGAUGUCGUAAAAAGAGUAUGUGUGAGAGAAAUCUACUUCCCAAGUUUUUAACCAGAUCUCGUCACAAUGAGGAGAAUGCUAUAAUCUAUCUCAUGGUACAUUUUUGGAGCUUAAUUCUAGCAUACUCCUCCAAGUACACUCACAAUUGUAGCUGAGUCAAGACUGCUAAAUGAACAGAUAGGAGAACUUAUAUUAGACUAAUAUCCUUCACAUGAAGCAGAGUUCAUUGUAAUAAAAACGGCAAACAGAUAAAUCUUCUACCAAAACCAAAGAUGGAAAGUCACUGCACCAGUCUCCUGGAACUUCAUAAAAUCAAUUUCACUGGAGCAACCAGAAGGGUCAUGGAUAUGUAUACCACUCGCUUGGGCUCGUAGGUUUUUGACUGGGGAUGCCUCUACACUUUGUAAGUCAUUUCUCCCUUCAAAAAUUGUAUUAUAUCUUUAAUAUAUGUGUAUUUUUCAAUGUGAGGGAGGAAUUACUAUGAACCAAAGAUAUCUUUUGGCUCCUUCUGAAAGUGACUCAGUUUGAAUUCCAUUCAGAUUUGUACAGAUAAAUAGAUGGUCACCAUUUCUGCAUCAGGUUGGAAGAGACCAAUGAUAAAGGAACCCAACGUAAGGAAUAGCAGUUCUGAAAACAGACAAAGCCUAAAGGAGGUAUCCAUUUCACUGAGAGAUUACACGAGGGGACUUAUUUUUUAUGUUCCCAAUUUUUUCUUCUGAUAAUAUUAAUCAAUGUACACAUGAUUGACGCAUGAUAUUACACUUAAAAUGCAGGAAAGUACAAAACAACCUUGAUCCAAUAGUUUCCUAUUCUGGGGGGUGGGGGCAGAGGUGGAAAAGAAAACACAUCUUUCACUUACUUAUUGAACAAACAAUAAGCACUCAGAACUAAUUUAUUUAUGCAGGUUGCAAAUAUGUAUGAAGCAAUAGGUUCUGGCCACUGCCACAAUUUGAAAUCAAUAAAAUAAGAAAUAUAUAUUUAUAUAUGAGGGAAGACGCUGUUUGAUAGAGCAUGUGAAAUCAAUGGAAACAUAUUUAUUAAACGUAAACCUCACCUUUUUCACCAAAUAGUAACUAGAGAACUAGUCCUAGUAUCUUGCGUAAUUCUUCUCUGUCUUCAUUGGGAAAUUAUGUUUGAAGAUCUUUCAUCACCUAUAAAAUGGUGAGCCUCUUGUACUUUCUAUUCAGUAUAGAAAGAGUAGACUGAUAAAUAACUUUACAUUGUUGGUAGUAGUUUCUACAGAUCCAGUUUAUUGCAUGUCGUAUCUUUAUUGUAGAUAUUAAAAACACAUGAUAAAAAUUGAUGUGUGCCCCUCCUUGUUUGGCCAGUAUCAGAAAACUUUGUAAAAAAGCAUGGGGACCCUACUCCCUAGAUUAUUUGAGCCAUUUACUAAAAUUGGCCAUUAGUGAUACAGUGAAAACAAGCUAAGGAAAUGAUAUUCUCCUAAAAAGUUAUAUUCCAGUUUUGAUUAUUAUAACACAGCACAAUAAAUGGGCAGUAUACAUCUAAUGGAACUGAGAUUUAAGGCUUUAACAAUUCGUGUUUUAAAAUAUUAUAUUGAAGACUGCACAAAGAGAAAAUUAUACAUGUUUCUCCAAUCCUGUGAUCAUGUCUGUAAAUACCUUGCAAUUUCAAAUUACUUCAUCCGUCAUUAACUAUAUGAUCUCCCAAACACAGCCUUCUCAAAAUCGAUAAAAAUUUGCCACUGAAUAUGCAUUAAUAGCUAUAACAAUGGGUGACAUGCCACACAAAUUUAGCUUAUGAAAUUUAUGGGGUGUGUGUUUGUAGACUAUGAAAUGUAUGAAGUGCAGUCUCCCAUGGAGAGAAUAGAGAGGCAGGAUGGCAACUAGUCAUGAACGCAACAAUUUAGGUUAAAUGAUAAAGAAUACAAUGAAAUGUCCAGAGUAACACUUGGUCUCUACCUUUCUGACAUUCUAACCCAAGGCCAGUGUCAUGGGCUUGGCUUUCUUCCCUGUCGCCUCAUACUGAGUAUGCAAUUUACAGAGGACAUCUGUUGCUUUAUGUCUUAAGGCCACUAGAGGAAGUCACUACAUUCCCAACAAAGAUGUGUCUUUCGGCUUAGUGAAAAACACUUAACAAGAAACAAUGUGUAACCAAGUCCCCACAGUAAAAUGUGUCUUCAGAAACAUGAGAAUCACUUUUAUAUAGCCAACCUCAUUUGAAUUUUAUCAUGAACAUAAAUUAUCGGUGAGACUGGUGUGCGAGGCUGGAUCUGUGAGACGAGAACACACUCUCAUGUGUGCAUUGUCUAUAAACAUAUUUGGAAGAUUGCCCACAUUUUCUCUGCGGACCUGCCACAAAUCCUUACCUUCUUACUGAAGAAUGUGAAUAUUGUAGCAUUCGUGCAAUUAUGCCAGCAGAAGAGGCACUAGACAGUUUAUAGACUCUUAUGGAAGUUGGGCACAUUUCCUAGGCAGGUGGAAUGCUAGCUAGAUCUAGAAGCACCCUUAAAGGUCAUGUAGAAUCAAGGUCCCACUUUAUGUUUCCCUUGGGAGAAAACUGAAACCCAUGGAUGCUGUAAUUUGCUUAACGGCAAAGAAAGAGCCAAGAAUUGUUUCUCGUAGUUCCAGGCUCCUGAUCUAGGAAUGUUUCCUUGGCUCCAUGGCAUCUCCCAGUUUGACAUAGUGGGAGCUGAGAAAUGCCAUAUGGCCUCAAAAUAAAUAAACCCUUGUACAUUUAAGUGUUUUCCCAGAUUUUCAGAUGCCGCUACUCUUGCUGAACUCAUCACCAGCUGUAUCAGUAGAGAGGUGUUAUGGGGCAAUUCAUUAGAUUUCUGGUAGGUCAUGAAUGGUUGGUAUAAGCUUUAUUUACUCAUAUAUUGUCAUCCAGUUCUUUGAAAUUCAAUCUUAUCCUAAAGUGGUAGUCAAACUAAAACACAUUAAGUAGGUGUUUGUGUUUAGCAGUCCUACUAAUUCAUCACAAUCACAUAGUAAUUGUGAUUAUAAUUUUUGGAAUCUUUAUCACUUUCUAGCACUUUACGGUGUCAUUAUUUAUGGCAUUUUUAACAACUUUGUUGCAUAAUUGAUAACAUCAGGGCUACAUUUUUUUCAUGUGAGCCUCAAGAAGCUUCCAUUAUCAACAAGAAUUGGGGAAAUGACUUUUUUACAUUAUAAUACCUUAUAUAUUAGGUUUUUCCUGAUAAUCUUCAGUAGACAAUAAUUUAAAUUAACUAAAGUUUAAAUAAGAAAUAUGUUAAAAUUACUAAAUAAUAUGAAAACCACAUUAUACUUGUAAUUUUCAGACACUUUUCUCCUACCUUAAGAUUUUAACAUCUUGUAAAUAUUAAUAUUUGAAGGGGAGAGGAAAAAUACAUUUGUAGUAGAAAUAUUCCCUCUAACAAUUCUGUUUAACUAGUAAGUUUUUUUAAAGUUAUCUUCCAUGCCUGCUUCCCUAGUCUGAACUCCACAUUCCAGUUGUCAGAAGAAUGAAUGGAUUUAAAUUUUCUAAUCAUUAUUUUGGGCCCAUGUUAGCAGUUGAAACAAUUAAGUUCCUCACUCUUUCCUGCUUUUAGGAUGAUUUUAGACUGUGAGCAUAAAAUCAACCCUUUCUGUCAGCACAGAAUUGAACAUCAAAUGGAGCAAGGUCUACACUCUCAGCCUGUAGCUGUGCUAAUGUUAGGAUUGAAUUGUUAUAUUAAUUCCCUCAAGAGACCCACAGCCUCAAAAGAGUUGCUUAUUAUCAGAUGUCUGAAAUUCAGAAACCCAAAGUCAGGCAAAGAAGGAAACUGAGAUAAUGAUUUAAUUUUUUUAAGUCACUGCAGGAUUUCUCUCAAAGAAAACAUCUGAAAAUGGUUGAGAAAGUAGUUCCAGAUCAUUAACUAUUUUACAGAGGGACUGAAAGCCAGGGAAAAUAAAGAACAGAAUGAUAGUAGUAUCUUGAUAUUAAAUUUGCAUCAGAAAUGAGCAAAAUAUGUCAAUAUGAAAUAAUUUGAAAUCAAAUUCAGAUUCACAUGUAUAGUGCAUAGUUCAAGAAAUAAUGCUUACUCUUGUAAAAAAAAAAAUAUAUAUAUAUAUAUGUAUCAGCGGGUAGAGUGGGGGAGCUCCAACUUUGUUGUGAAAACUGAUAACAGAGUAUGAUUCUUUCCAGUUACAAAAUACUGUAUUACUUUAGUUAUAGCAAGCAGUACAUAAAUGACAUCAACAACUCAGGCUGCUCCCUGACAUAAAAGCCAGUUCCAUCUUUACUGCAGAUGACAGGAGACUUUCCAAGACCUGCAGAGGCCCCCUCCACCCCAACCUUAGUGCAUGCUCACACACACACACACACACACACACACACACACACAUUUUUGGCUUUUGACCCACUCUGUGUGUUCCACUGAAGUUAUCUUUUCCUUAAUAGAGUCACACAGAAUUACCCCAUCCUGCAAAAUCCUUAUCCCUAUGAAUCUUUAAAAUAUAUUAAAUAAUGUGUUAUAUAUUUGCUUUUUGUAAAUCUUUAUUUAAUUAAUUUAUAUAUACUUUGUGAAGUCUUAUACUGUACAUCAUAAAGCGAUGUCAUCUGUAGUUGGUUCAAUAUAAUGUUUAUGAUCAUUUUGAUAAGAAAUAACUUUGGACAUUAGGCCCUUGUUAAGAAAUAAAACACCCAUUAUAAAUUUGCUUCUGUUGGAAAAUACAUGAUUUGGCAUACUUCAUUUUUAGUAACAAUCUAUUCUAGAUAAAUGAUAAUUUGGGGACAUCUGUACUUAAAAACUAGCUGAACUACGUUUUGGGAUGAGAUGCAAAGCAACAGCUGUCCCUGGAACUGAAAUGUGAAUUUCUAGCAGAACAGAAAAUAUUAUAAUAAUGAGGCAAUAAUAAAAUUAGGAAAUUAAAUUAUUUUUAAAUCUGUCUGUGUGAUUUUUCCCCUUGGUAAAAAUACAUGAAAUACAUAAUUGAAAAAUUACCUUCUUCUGAAGUCGUAGUUUUUAUCUUAACCAUCAAUAAAUAAACCUAAUCUAUUGUUAACAAUGUCUUAUUCAUAAUUCUAAAAAAUUUACAAAUGAUAUUGCUAUGAGGUUGUGCACUAUUAAAGUUUGCUCCAUCACUUAAAGGUAAAGCAGUUCAAAAAUACUACUUUACAUCACAACUUUGCAUGACUGAGAUUUUGAACAACUAAAUUGAUGGUUUUACCCACAAGUUAUUUCAUAAAGCUAACACUGUAAUAUUACUUGGUUUUCUUAUACUUUUGUUAUCAUGUGAUGAAAUGUAACUAUGUAAUUAAACAAAAUUCUGACAAUCAUAUUCUGCUAAUGUUUAAAAUGUUACUUAUUCCUUCACUUAUUAGCUUGCUAUUUUGAAAAUAAAGUGAAAGAAGGCCCUUUAUUAAAUGAAA